ACACCCGAUGCUAGUCUUUGCCAAUUGGAGCAAGACUUAAUCAGGAGGUUACUUGGUCUGGUGUACAUCAUUGGCACUAAUACUCCCUUUGCUUUGCUUUUUUGUUUUGUCACUAAAGCGUGGCAGCGAUGUCACUUCUUCGCAGUCAAACUCUGCUCUUCUCUUCUUGCAUGCCCAUAAACACACUCCGAAAGUACAUAAUCUAAGCUAGCUUUGCAAGAUCAGGAACAAGGGGACCAAAUUAAGAUGGGCGGGGUGACGUCGUCGACGUCGUCGUCGUCUCCGGCGACGGCGGCGGGGGGCAGCAGCUACUCGGCGGAGGCGGCGCAGGCGCUGUGCUGCGCGUGCGUGGGGCAGUCAACGGUGGCGGUGGAGGAGGCGUGGGGGAGGUACGACGCGGUGCUGGGGCCCGGGUGCCACUUCGUGCCGUGGUGCGUCGGCCGCCGCGUCGCCGGCUACCUCUCCCUCCGCGUCCAGCAGCUCGACGUCCGCUGCGAGACCAAGACCAGGGACAACGUCUUCGUCACCGUCGUCGCCUCCGUCCAGUACCGCGCCCUCGCCGACAGGGCCUACGACGCCUUCUACUGCCUCACCAACGCCCACGCCCAGAUCCAGUCCUACGUCUUCGACGUGAUCAGGGCGAGCGUGCCGAACAUGAACCUGGACGAGGUGUUCGGGCAGAAGAAGGAGGUGGCGCGGGCGGUGGAGGAGGAGCUGGCGAGGGCGAUGACCAUGUACGGGUACGAGAUCGUGCAGACGCUGAUCGUGGACAUCGUCCCCGACGAGGUGGUGCGGCGCGCCAUGAACGACAUCAACGCGGCGGCGCGGCUGCGCGUGGCGGCGGCGGAGCGCGCCGAGGCCGACAAGAUCCAGCAGGUGAAGCGCGCCGAGGGGGAGGCCGAGGCCAAGUACCUCGCCGGCGUCGGCGUGGCCCGGCAGCGCCAGGCCAUCGUCGAGGGCCUCAAGCGCUUCGUCCCCAACGAGAAGGACGUCAUGGACAUGGUGCUCGUCACCCAGUACUUCGACACCAUCCGCGACAUCGGCGCCACCUCCAGGUCCUCCACCGUCUUCAUCCCCCACGGCCCCAGCGCCGUCCGCGACAUGGCCGCGCAGGUCCGCGACGGCCUCCUCCAGGCCACCGCCGCCGCCGGAGGAGGAGCAGCCACCCUCAAGGCAUUAUAGUAGGUUCCUAAAACCGGCAGCGCGCGCCGCCGCCAUGUUCUUUUGUACCUGCAAUUUUUGUGUGUGCUUUGCUUGUUGCAAUCCUAUUAAUACUCUCUGAUUUCUGUGGGUAUGUAUUGGACGUUCUAGUUCGUGUAUCAUUUGUGUUCUCCCGACACUUCGUUUUUUCUUUUUCUUUGUCCCUUAGGAAAAGCUAAAGGAUGAUUUACAAAGGACCUAUUGUUUAAUUAA
Oryza sativa Japonica Group (Japanese rice) is the source of this 1413-nucleotide messenger RNA. RefSeq names its product hypersensitive-induced response protein 1-like. The record is from RefSeq and is a predicted model, not a curated record. Lineage: Eukaryota; Viridiplantae; Streptophyta; Magnoliopsida; Poales; Poaceae.